Molecule: messenger RNA, 1347 nt
Organism: Prorocentrum cordatum
Lineage: Eukaryota; Dinophyceae; Prorocentrales; Prorocentraceae
Source: the annotation of a GenBank genome assembly
AUGGCCUGCGACGGUUUCAAGACGUGGGCGCGCCGUGACCAGAAGUGCGGAUAUGAGUGCCAUUUUCUCUCUCGGACAGCCUGCAGGGCGCGCGGCAAGGCCGCGCCCGCCAACGCGCCGACGGCCCAGUCUGGCAAGAAGGCCCAAGGCGCGUACCAGCAGGGGCCGCCAUGCCUCGGGGGCGGCGGAUCCAUCCUCAGCGUCGAGGACUUCAGCAAGCUUUCCAUAGUCUGGUCGCCCAAGCAGGUCGCUCCUGUGCUCGCCAGGAGGGCGCUCUUGCAGGGCGAGCCCGCGGCGUCGGCGAAGGAGGCCAGGGACGCGCGGGACCGGUUGUCGGAGCAGAAGGGCAAGUCGCGGCAUGCCUAUGGCAAGGCGCUGGAGCAGGCCAGCAGCGCGGCCGCCAAGGCUGCCGAGCUCAAGCGCGAACUUGACGCGCCUAACGUCAAGGCGGGGCACUUGCCGGUGCUGGCGCCGCCGCCGAGCAACCGCGGCAGCCUGCGCCCGCCAACCCUAGCGGGGGUGCCAGCGACGCCGAGGUCGCUCGGCAACGCGCAGAUGAUUCUUCCCAAGGGCUUCUCGAGCGGCGCCAGCAUCAGACCGCCGAUCCUCUUGCCCUGGGCGCCGAUGGAGCAGCGGGGCCACGGGCGCAGCGGUCAUGGGCUUGGGCCCACGAGUUGGCAGAUAUUGGCGACCCUCGGUGCGGGCCUGAAGCAGGUCACGCUCCGCUACGUUGUUUGCAGCGGCUUCAAGAUGUUGCCGGAGACGUUGGCGGGCUCCGAGCGGGCGGAGGCCGCGGGCGCGGCGCGCGCAUCGCCGUCGCGCGCCACAUGUACCAACAGUUAUCUCAGCGCUGGCAGGUGCAUUGAUUUCUUCGUAGUGUCGAAGUGUUUGCACUGGGGGGCGCGAGCUGAGAUCCUGGUCGAUGAUGGCACCGCGCCGCGCUUCCCCGUCGCUCUCAAGUUGAAGCAGCUGCGUAGCACUGAUUCGAGGCACGCGGUCGCCAAUGUUCCCAAGGGGCUGCCCGUGGACAUUCCAGUCGGCUGCCGCCGCGCUGCCCCUGCUCGCGUGCUGGCCAAUCUCACCACAGGACGUUUCUCGAUCAACACGGAGCGGCACAGCCUUGUUCAGUCUUUUGUUGCCUCCGAGGCGCUGGCGCUCGCCACCUUCUGCUGCGUCGCCCUGCACCUGGUGAUGCACACAGAGGCGCUGCCUGAGGACGACAUCGCGAGUCAGGCGGCGUUCGAGUGCGUCCCAAGGGGCGCGUGGACGGCCCUGCCGGUCGUGUUCCUGGCCGGCGGCCUGCUCAACAUGGAAGGCCUUAUGAGUUGGGCGGCCGUGAUCGUCUGA